Brassica oleracea var. oleracea is the source of this 2636-nucleotide messenger RNA. Its product is annotated as L-type lectin-domain containing receptor kinase VIII.2. The record is from RefSeq and is a predicted model, not a curated record. Gene Ontology annotation, cellular component: plasma membrane. Gene Ontology annotation, biological process: protein phosphorylation. The transcript has a single exon. Gene Ontology annotation, molecular function: ATP binding; protein kinase activity; carbohydrate binding. The coding region runs from base 353 to 2494 and encodes 713 amino acids. NCBI's taxonomy places the organism in Eukaryota, Viridiplantae, Streptophyta, Magnoliopsida, Brassicales, Brassicaceae.
UUUAAUUUGGUUGUACCGACUUGUAAACACCAGAAAUCAAAACAAGUACUUCGAUCAUAACAUUACUACAAGACUUUUUGAUGAGUUUUUUCAGACAAAAGCAAGCACGCGCCUGCACGUGAGGAUCUUCUCCAUCACUGUUUAUAAGGCCACGUGUCGGUCGGUCAGAUCCAGAUGUCUUCUUCACUCGUGCCUUUUAUUUCCACUCUCUUCUGUCUUCUUCCGUCUCCCUCUGUCUGAUUCGGUGAUUUGUCAUCGUCUUCUCUGUAUGGUUGUAUCAGUGAAUCCAACCAACUCCCAAAGCUUCACUCCCUCAGAUUAGUGAAGGAAUCCAAAUGAAAAAUAUCUACAAAUGUUGAAACUCCCACCGAGAUUCCUCUCUGUUUACUCGACUCUCAUCCACAUUCUCGCUUCUCUUCUCGUAAGAGGCGACUUUCCGGCGACCAGAUUCGAUCUCGGCACCUUGUCUCUCUCAACCCUCAAGCUUCUCGGCGACGCUCAUCUCAACAAUGGAACCAUAAAGCUCACCCGCGAGCUCCCCGUACCGACUUCCACCGCCGGAAAAGCUCUCUACGGAAAACCGAUUAGAUUCCGGCACCCGGAGACGCAGUCUCCGGCGAGCUUCUCCACUUACUUCUCGUUCACGGUGACUAACCUCAACCCUUCCUCGAUCGGCGGCGGAUUGGCUUUCGUGAUCUCCCCCGACGGAGAAUCCAUCGGAUCCGCCAGCGGGUUUCUCGGUCUAACCGGAGAAUCCGGAUCCGGAUCCGGGUCGGGUGGUUUUGUGGCGGUGGAGUUCGACACGCUGAUGGAUGUGGAAUUCAAAGACGUGAACGGGAACCACGUGGGGCUGGAUCUAAACGCCGUCGUUUCGGCGGCGGUAGCGGAUCUGGGAAACGUCGACAUCGAUCUCAAGAGCGGGAACUCCGUGAACUCGUGGAUCACUUACGAAGGAUCGGGCCGGGUUUUAACGGUUUACGUCUCUUACUCAAACGUUAAACCGAUAUCGCCGGUUUUGUCGGUUCCGUUAAAUCUCGAUCGGUACGUCAGCGAUUCGAUGUUCGUUGGAUUCUCCGGUUCGACGCAGGGAAGCACGGAGAUUCACAGCAUCGACUGGUGGAGCUUCGCUUCCUCUUUCGAUUCAUCGGAAUCUUCUCCGCCGCCGUUGUCCGGUGAGCCACCGUCUUCGCCGCCGUCUUCUCCUUCACUCUCUUCACCCACCUCCCGGAUAAAACCCGCCGAUCCAUCUUCUCCUUGCCGUAACAAACUCUGUAAAAAAUCCCCCGCCGCCGUCGCCGGAGUAGUAACCGCCGGAGCAUUUUUCUUAGCGCUAUUCGCCGGAGCGAUGAUCUGGCUCUACUCCAAAAAGAUCAAAUACACUCGAAAGAGCGAGUCCUUCUCAUCGGAGAUCAUGAAAUCGCCGAGGGAGUUCACCUACAAGGAGCUGAAGCUAGCCACCGACAGCUUCAGCGCCACUCGAGUGAUCGGAAACGGCGCGUUCGGCACCGUCUACAAAGGUAUCUUACCAGGCUCCGGCGAAAUCAUCGCGAUCAAAAGAUGCAGCCACGUGUCUCAAGGAAACACCGAGUUCUUAUCGGAGCUAUCGCUGAUCGGAACUCUCCGUCAUCGGAAUCUCCUCCGUCUCCAAGGCUACUGCAGAGAGAAGGGAGAGAUUCUGUUGAUCUACGAUCUGAUGCCUAACGGAUCUCUCGACAAAGCAUUACACGAGUCUCCGACGACGUUACCGUGGCCUCACCGGAGGAAGAUCCUCCUCGGAGUCGCUUCCGCUCUGGCUUAUUUGCAUCAAGAGUGCGAGAAUCAGAUCAUUCACCGUGACGUUAAAACGAGCAACGUUAUGCUCGACGCAAGUUUUAAUCCUAAGUUAGGCGAUUUUGGACUCGCUAGGCAAACGGAGCACGAUAAAUCGCCGGACGCGACGGCUGCCGCCGGUACGAUGGGGUAUUUAGCGCCGGAGUAUUUGCUCACCGGUCGAGCGACGGAGAAAACCGACGUUUUCAGCUACGGAGCCGUUGUUUUGGAAGUAACCACUGGAAGAAGGCCCAUUACCCGAACCGAGCCUAAUCCCGGUUUGAGACCCGGUUUCAAAACCGGGUCGAGUUUGGUUGAUUGGGUUUGGGGUUUGUAUAGAGAAGGGAGGCUUUUGACGGCAGUGGAUGAGCAGUUGGGCGAGGGAGAGCUUAACCCGGAGGAGGUGAAUCGGGUACUGAUGGUGGGCCUUGCUUGUUCACAACCCGACCCGGUAACCCGGCCUAGUAUGAGGACUGUGGUCCAGAUUCUGGUCGGGGAAGCUGAUGUGCCGGUGGUUCCGAUGGCGAGACCGUCACCGUCGUUGAGCUUUAGCACGUCGGAGUUAUUGCUUACCUUACAAGACAGUGCAUCGGACUGUAAUGAAGCUUUGGCCCCGGUCUCGACGACUUCUUGUUCCUCGUCCGAACAUGACAUCUUCAUUGUCGGCAAGGAUCGAUCGGUUUAAUAUUUUAUUUAAAUUAUUAAUUAUACGUGAUUAUAAAUUCGGAGACAAUUUUACCGGUAAACAAUACUAAUUUUUAAAAACGGUAGAUUUGUAAAAUGUAAAUUUCCGAGUUUAUUGAAAAUUCUUAGUUUUGGAACCUCAA